Molecule: messenger RNA, 1821 nt
Organism: Plenodomus lingam JN3
Lineage: Eukaryota; Fungi; Ascomycota; Dothideomycetes; Pleosporales; Leptosphaeriaceae
Source: RefSeq, a predicted model, not a curated record
AUGGCCAUGACCAUGGCUGUGGCAAUAUGGCGCGAAGGGAAGCAAGCUAUUGCGGGACGCGACGCGCCUAGAGCCCGCCAGAGAGUCGAUGCGAUUGGCCAGUGGCCGAAAAAGAAGGCCAUGCCGAAACGGGCUUGGCGCAUUUUGACAGAUCGACGUCCAGUCCCAGCCCUUGUUCUGGAUGCGAAGUUUCCGACGGCAGAGCCCAUUCCCGUAUGCACAUGGCUCUUGGAUGUUGGCUCCUCAUUCGGCCCCUACGUAUGUACAUAUCAUGUUCACAAGGCUGAGCAGAGUACAGCCCCUGGAUUCGCUGCCGAAUUCCAUGUGCUGUCAAACACCAACAUCUUGCAGCCUUCAACGGCGCCACAUUGCCCGCUUUCUUGCUCGACUUCGCAGCCCACCACGCCCAGUCGUCAGGUACGCUGUGUACCUGCAUGUUGCUUCAAGCCCGGUUUGUCCGAUAUCUUUAAGCCACCGCAGGACUCCUCCUUCUCGGUGCGCCCCUACUGCCACUACCAAACCGCUACUCUUCGUACUGCCUCGUCUGGUCCCGCUAGUCCUAUAGCAUUAUCCUUCUACGGCGCUGUGGAGCGAGACUAUAUCCGCAUGACCCAGGUUUCCGUUUGCCUAACCCCUCCACCUGUCCCGCAGUACUUUAUCCGUUGUGCCCCUCCCGAUUCACCAUUUGAUGGCAGUAGGCUCAGACCGCUAUCAUUUCGUCGGAUUAAUUACUUCUGGCCGUACUUGCGGUCCAACAUGGUCAUGGUUGGAUACGCCAUACCGUUACGGAAAGUCGACCUUGACUUCAGCUCGAAAAUCCCCAUUCAACUUGACAAAGUCACGAGAUUGUAUACUACACAUCACGUCUCCCCCACAGCCAUGGAACAAGAAACGAAAAUGUGGAUCAUCCUUGGUGCAGUCCUCGGUACAUUAGUACUCAGUGGAACAACCGUCUUGGGCCUUUGCUGCUGGAAGCGAUCGAAGAGAAGAGUACGGGGUUUUUCGUUGCGAGCAGUUACGCCACUCGACGACGCCGAAUUUGAAUCAUGGCGACGACCGAGCCAGUACACACAACGCCCCGAAAAGUACAGCAUACGGCCUACCCAACCUGCAAUUUUACGGGAUCGGGUGUCUCCCACCUCUCCCAACUUGUUCGAGAAGGAGCUAGCCACAUAUGAGUUCCCACCAAGGACGCCAUCACCUACAGAUCGUAGUCUUUCGAUAAAGUCGCCAUACGAUUCUGUUCAAAGACCAGAAAAAGUACGAAGGAAGUCCAGCGUUGCAUCAUCACUAGCCGACCGUCCACCGACACCUUACUCGCCCACCUCGCCCACCAGUGGCUUCCAGCGGGCCUCGACCUCAUCCCGCAAAUCUCAGCCUCUGAUUGGCCAAACAGGCUCUAUGUCUGAAGCUUCAGCCUUCAGAUUCGAAUUCGCAAAUGAGUACGGCACACAGCAGAACCGCGAUGCACACUGGACAUCUGCCUGCACCACCUGGUACCAACUCCUGUGGUGCGACAACGUAAAAUGGUUGUCAACUUUCUGCGAUGCUGUAGGUACCUCGAUAUAUCUGCAUCGAACCAGCGACACUUUCCCAAGCGUCCAUUCAACAUAUCAUUCUCGCACAUACUUUUACGACGGCGUAAGACCGACUCUCCUUUGGCGUUUCUUUGGCGGUAAUUUCGCAUAUAUGAUACCAGACCACGCGUCACCUAUGCAGGCUUGGGCCUCUUUCUUAUACUGGCCAGUCGUACACUACGAUCGCAACGGCAUCUAUGUAGCAUCAGUGCUAUUAUGGACUUGGAUGAGUUCUCCUAUGUAG